AUGAUAACCGACACGGAUGGAACCGUGUACGAGAUCGUCUCGGAAAGCCCAACCGAAACUGACGCGUCGGGAGAGGAUGAGGAGAUGCCGAAGCUGAUUCCGCUCGAAUGUGUGGUAGAAGACGAGCAUGAUGUCAUCAUUGUCGACGACAUGUCCGCAGCUCGCAACACGUAUGUUCCGUUUUAUUGAUUUGUCAGUUUGGCCAGUACACAUUAUACCAUUGUCAUUGUUUUUUGAUUAUCUUCAUCUCCUUGCGUCUAAACGCAACACAUUUAUAUUCAAAUCAACUUCCACAAUCACCAUGAGUAGGUAAAAGGCCGGCCCAUGAUUCCUGAAGGCCUGUCAAAACCUGGACUCAGGUCUUUUGGGCCCAAGUCUCAAAACGAUCGGAUCUUCCCGGUUUUUACGGAAAUCGCGACCUUUUCGACUCUGAUCCACAUAUCUGCGAACCCGAUAAUCCAAUCGAUUUGAGAUUUAGACCCACUGGGCCUAUGCAGAAUACAAAAAAUGGUUAUUUUUGUUUUUUCGAAACGCAGAAAACCGCUGCGGGACCAUCGCAACAAACAUGUUAUGCGUCUUUAUUGCUGUUCUAGACCUACAUGAGUCGUUUUAAAGGAACAUAACGCAUUCUGUUGUGAUGGUCCCGCACCGAUCACCAUUUUGCAGUCGGCAAACGACGCGAAUAACCUGAAACAACGCACGCAUGACCAACCAUUUUUGACAACCAUUUUUGCACCCUCUGCUCUGACAAUAACACAUUUGCUUCACUUUUCAGUCCCGACUUCAAAGGCAUCGAUCUGAGCUCUGUGAAAAUGGCAAAAUCGCAAAUUGAAAUGCUUCUGGCGAUUCAAGGAAAAAAGAUUCCAAAGGUGAGAGCUCUGCAAACACUAACAUUUCUGGAAAUGUGUUUUAGAUCGAGAAGCCGGCGCGUCGGAAGCACAGCAAAGGGCUCGAACACGGUCAGAUCGCGAGAAACAAGAUGAUCCGUGAGGAGACGUACCCAAACGUGGACAUUUAUAAAGAAUUCUCAAGUGGAAUUUUCACGCUCGACGUCAAGAAAAUGGACGCUAGCUUGGCGAAACUUGACAAGCGCCUUUGGGAGCAUUGCGUCGAGAAAGCUGUGAGCUAUCCGUGGUUCACCCUUCAGAAGGUACACCUCUCUUUUCUGGAAUUUAACUCAUCAGCCAAUUAUUCUUAAGGUCCUACAAAAUCUCUCAAUGGGACUCAAGACAUAUGAGAAUCAGAUUGAAGUUUACGACAAGAUUGAGGAGGUGUUCGCGAAGUGCUACCCUCUCUUCGGGUCCAAUGUGGAGAGAAUCGAUGAUGAGGGCUACACUAUGCUGCACCGUGCCAUUUACGCCAAACAUGUAAGUCAUUCAGGUCAGAUUCGUCAAUAAACGAGUACAUUUCAGUGGCGCCUGGCAAAAUCCCUUGUCGAACUCAACACUCCGCUCCACAUUCGCAUCUUUAAUGAAGAAAGUGCUCUCGAGGCGACAAUUCAAAUGGAAAACUUUGAGUUCCUCAAGGUGCUUCUCGGCUAUGGCGCUACUUACCACUACUUCAUCACCGAGAAACGUUCAAACGAACAGGCCUUAUUCAUGUGAGUUUGAGCCGCUUGAGUUGUCAGCUCAUAACAAUGAUAUUCAGGGACAAUACUCCGAUUACCGACGAACUCCUGGACGUUCUCAAAACGCACAACGCUGCUCUGGAAGCGAUUUUCGAGGAAUAUCGUGUUAAGAAUGACCAAGCGCACCACCAAAUCCUUGAGAUGUUCCCGGUGAUGACAUUCCCUCACGGAUUUGUCGAUGAAGACUUUGAUCGCGUUGACAUGGUCAAUGAGUUCCUCGUCAAAAAUGCCAAGAAAUCGAACCGCGACUAUGGCUACGUGCUGGCGAUGAUCGUUGCUCGUUGGAACGACGAAACGGUCAGUUUUCCGAUUUUCCAGUACACGCGUAACAAGUAUUCAUUGCAGAAUUCCGUCGAAGUUGUGCGGAACAGCGGCCUGAGGAUGCAAACCGGGCCCAUUCUUUCGUCAGAGCUUGCGGAAUUCCACGCUAACCCAGGUUUCUGGAGAGUGAAACCGAAUAAGGGACUCAACAAUCUCGUCCUGAAAAUUGAGAGAGCCGCGCCGAAAACCUUCACAAUGUGUCAGCUGAUCUACUGCAAAUUCAAUCGGACCGCAGACAUUGCAAUCGAGCAAGACGAGGAACUGAAGUUCGGACCUGAUCAGGACGCCGAUAAGAUCUUCAGAAUCGUUAACAUCACUCAAAAUCGCAUCGGAUUUGAAGCUGCCACAAGAUGUGAUUAUUUCACGCUCGUUCCAUCUUCCGGAGUUAUCAACAGCGGGGGAAUUUAUGAAGUGACCGUAAGGUACCACGCCGCUCUUGUUCCCGUAAGUUGAACUUUAAUGAAACUGAAAUUGUAGCAAAUCCGUCAUUUUUAGCAGAUUGAAACCAAUAAGAGAUUCGGGUUCGACAGUGAGGAGAAUAUCAUGCUCAAGUGGGCCAACGCACCGGACGGAGAAGACGUGUACGACGAGAAGUGGCAGAAACGAGAUGUUGGCAGUCGCUUCAUGGUCAUCAAGAACGCACGCAUGACCUAA
Caenorhabditis sp. 36 PRJEB53466 is the source of this 2602-nucleotide messenger RNA. The record is from the annotation of a GenBank genome assembly. NCBI's taxonomy places the organism in Eukaryota, Metazoa, Nematoda, Chromadorea, Rhabditida, Rhabditidae.